This is a messenger RNA of Periophthalmus magnuspinnatus, 2151 nucleotides long. RefSeq lists its product as uncharacterized. Lineage: Eukaryota; Metazoa; Chordata; Actinopteri; Gobiiformes; Gobiidae. The coding region runs from base 118 to 2040 and encodes 640 amino acids. The transcript is spliced from 10 exons. The record is from RefSeq and is a predicted model, not a curated record.
GGGGACUGGCGUAGUCCCAGUGAAGUCCAUGUGUAAUCCUCAGGAAGUCCCAGUUCAGGUCCUGUUUUAGACCUGGUUUAGUCCUGGAUUUGUCCCUGGUGUUGACCACAGUGAGAUAUGGUCCAAGAAACUGCACUUCAACAAGAGACGAGCACUGACCCUGAGAUGUUGGACGUGCUGAUCAUCGGGUCGGGGCCUCACGCUCUGACCCUGUCCACUCUGCUGACCGGCCCAGACUCCUGCCCUCGCACUGGCCCCACGCCGCCGCAGUGUCCCCCGGGUUUAGAACCGGGGUUCAGACUCUACAAGACAAAGAGCCGGAGGAGGAGCCGGACGACACCAGGGGGCGCGGUGGAGGCUCCAGGUCCAGAGGCUCCAGGUCCAGAGGCUCGAGGUCCAGAGGCUCCAGGUCCAGAGGCUCCAGAGGCUCCAGAGGCUCCAGGUCCAGAGGCUCCAGGUCCAGAGGCUCCAGAGGCUCCAGGUCCAGAGGCUCCAGAGGCUCCAGAGGCUCCAGAGGCUCCAGAGGCUCCAGAGGCUCCAGAGGCUCCAGAGGCUCCAGGCCGCACAGACGCCUCGCCCCGUCCCAGGAUGAGGCUCUCGGUGGUGGACUCGUACGGUCGCUGGGCCGCUCUGUGGGAGGGGCAGUUUGUGGCUCUCAACAUCCCUCACCUCCGCUCCCACACUCUGGUGCACAGCGACCCCUUCAGCAAGACGGCGUUCCAGGACUUCGUGGCGGAGUCGGGGCGUUCCUCGGAGCUGCACGCGCUCCCCGAUCACGUUUACAUUCUGGACCAAAACGCCUAUUUCAACGACAUGAGGCUCGGGAAGAAGGAGCGGCGGCGUUUGAGGGCGUCGUCCAGCCUGAAGACGACCCCGGGCUUCAGUCUCCCCGGGACACGACUCAGCCUGGACUUUUUCCACCACCAGGUGGAACGUUAUCACCUCGACUCUCUGCUCGUAAAAGGCACAGUGGAGUCUAUCGUCCCGGUGAUGGAGCAGGAGCAGCCACCAUGGGCUCGGAGGAGGGUCCAGUACUUCCGGGUCGGACUCCAGGACGGCGCCGAGCUCAGGGCCCGCCGCGUCGUCAUGGCAACGGGACCGACGCGAGCGCAGAUGGCCAAUAUCCCGUCCUGGGUGUCUGCGAUCGGAGAGAGUUACCCAGAGGGGGCGCUACAGCACACCGUCAAGCUAAUGCAUCACCUGCCUCUGAGUCAGACGUCACAAACACAAGGUCCGUGUGUCGUGUGCGCCGAGGGUCAGAGGGUCAUGGUCGUGGGGGGAGGUCUGACCAGUGCACAUGUAGUGUCCAUCGCUCUCCAGCAGGGGGCCAGCCACGUCACCUGGGUCAUGAGGAAGUACCUGCAGUUGAAGCAGUUCGACGUGGGUGAUGUGGAGAGCCUGGUGGGACGCUACGCCCACGUGGAGCACGGCAUCCAGAUGGACGGCAGAGCUUUUCUCCAUCAGUUUUACAACGAGAAAAGCCUCCACAGACGACUGGCCAUGAUCCGACAGGCGAGGAAAGGGGGCGCCGUCACGCCCGAGGCCUACACCCACCUACAGCCCUUCAUCCAGGAGGGGAGGGUGGAGCUCAGGACAUACUGCGAGGUGAACGAGGCCAGGUGGUGCUACAGGACUCAGGCGUGGUCGCUCUGCCUCUCCACCGGGGGGCAGUGGAGGGGUCAUGUGAUCUGGCUCGCCACCGGCUGCAAACUGGACGUCAAAGAAGACCCUCUGCUGCGGGACGUCAUCAGAGAGUUCCCCCUUCAGGUGCUGGACGGCUGGCCCUGUGUCUCUGAGAGUCUGCAGUGGGCCGAGGGCUGUCCUCUGUAUCUGAUGGGACAGUACACGGCUCUGCAGAUCGGGCCUCAUGCUGUGAACUUGGCUGGAGGACAAGCGGCGAGUCACAGAAUCGCUAAACACAUUCGGCAUCAGCUCCGACAAAAACACCGAGAUCGUCCAGACGACGCGAGUCCAGAGGGGGGCGCCAGAUCCAAGACUGAGGAGUACGUUCUCCAGAUGCACGGACUCCUCUGGCUCUAGUCCGUCCUUCCGCCUCCGAUCGGACCAGACGGGACCUGAUCCCUCUGAAGACUGUAGCCACGGGACUUUCGGCUCCUUUGUGGGAUCCGAAUCUUUCAUUUCAAAGAGCCG